ACAGGCGCAGAAGCUCCUGCGUGUAGAAGCUGCGGCCCGGCGGGCGGGUAAAUAACAGAUGCGGGUAAAAGACCCAUCAAAAGAUCUACCUGAGAAAGGCAAAAGAAAUAAAAGACCACUGCUACCUCAUGAUGAAGAUUCUUCGGAUGACAUUGCUGUAGGUCUCACGUGCCAGCACAUCAGUUAUGCUGUCAGUGUGAACCAUGUGAAGAAGGCAGUAGCUGAGACUCUGUGGUCAGUUUGUUCAGAGUGUUUGAAAGAGAGGAGAUUCUCUGAUGGACAGCCAGCACUUCCUUCCGAUGUGUGGUUGUGCCUCAAGUGUGGCUUUCAGGGAUGCGGUAAAAACUCAGAAAGCCAGCAUUCGCUGAGACACUUCAAGAGCUUUGUGACGGAGUCCCAUUGUGUUGUCAUUAGCCUGAGUACAUGGGUCAUAUGGUGUUAUGAAUGUAAUGAAAAAUUAUCGACACAUUGCAACAAGAAAGUCUUGGCUCAGAUAGUUGAUUUUCUCCAGAAACAUGUUUUUAAAACACAAACAGGUGCAUUUUCUAGAAUCAUAAAACUUUGUGAAGAAAAGCGUGAAGCGGAUGAGAUAAAGAAGGGAAGGAAGGGCUGUGCUGUGCCAUCUGUCAAAGGGAUCACAAACUUAGGAAAUACUUGCUUUUUCAAUGCCGUCAUUCAGAACUUGGCUCAGACUUACAUUCUUUUUGAACUGAUGAAUGACAUAAAAGAAGAUGGCACCAAAUUCAAGAUUUCUCUUUCGUCAGCUCCACAGCUGGAGCCAUUAGUGGUGGAACUUUCAAGCCCUGGACCAUUGACUUCAGCCUUGUUCCUGUUUCUUCACAGCAUGAAGGAGGCUGAAAAAGGACCACUUUCUCCUAAAGUCCUUUUCAAUCAGCUCUGUCAGAAGGCUCCUCGAUUUAAAGGUUUCCAGCAACAGGACAGUCAGGAGCUUCUGCACCAUCUGUUGGAUGCAGUGAGGACAGAGGAGACAAAGAGGAUACAAGCUAGCAUUCUAAAAGCAUUCAACAACCCAACUACCAAGACUGCUGACGAUGAAACUAGAAAAAAAGUCAAAGCCUAUGGAAAGGAAGGAGUGAAGAUGAACUUCAUAGAUCGGAUCUUUAUUGGUGAACUAACUAGCACAGUCAUGUGUGAAGAAUGUGCAAAUAUCUCUACCAUGAAGGAUCCCUUCAUUGACAUUUCACUUCCUAUCAUAGAAGAAAGGGUUUCAAAACCUGUACUUUUGGGGAGAAUGAGUAAAUACAGAAGUUUACAGGAAACAGACCAAGAACAUAACAAAGGCACCGUUACUGUAGAUAAUACCCAUCAACCCAGAGCUGCCAAGAAGCAAUCCUCGCCUAAACAUAAGAAUCAACUAAGUCAUGACAGAAAACAUUUAAGAAAAUGGCCGUCUGAAGAAGAGAAAACUCUUGUUACAUACCCAAAGAAUGAAAACUUGGAAGCCAGCCAGUUUACCAGCACCCUCAGCACCGAGGCAUCGCUGAAUGAAAGCCCCACUGAUGGCAGUGAGAGAGACACCAGCCUAGAAAGCAGCGUGGAUGCUGACAGCGAGGCUUCUGAACCCGAGAACACUUCCAGGCAGUCUGUGCUGCUCCGGUCCAGUGGUGAUUCCUGCGGGCACGCAGAGCAGCACCCGCCCCUCCCACUGGCAAGCGACUUGCCACACACCAAGGAGACGCACGGUGGCGAUGAGGAAAUGGCGGAAGCGCUUGCUGAACUUCGUUUGAGCAGCACUGCAACUGGAAAUAGAGAUUUUAACAGGGAAAAACAGCCACUGAAUGUCCCAAAUAAUUUGUGUUUUUCAGAGGGAAAACAUAUGAGGCUUCACAGUGCCCAAAAUGCUUUUCAGACUCUUUCUCAGAGUUAUGUAACCACUUCGAAAGAAUGCUCAGUUCAGUCCUGUCUCUACCAGUUCACAUCCAUGGAGUUGUUGAUGGGCAACAACAAGCUGCUGUGUGAGGACUGUACCGAAAAGAAACGGAAGUGCCAAAAGGAAACCAGCUCUGCAGAAAAGAAAGCAGGAGGAGUUUACACUAAUGCUAGGAAGCAGCUACUCAUAUCUGCCGUUCCCGCUGUCCUGAUCCUUCAUCUCAAGAGAUUCCACCAGGCUGGCUUGAGUCUUCGUAAAGUAAACAGACAUGUAGACUUUCCACUUACCCUUGAUUUAGCUCCGUUCUGUGCUGCUACCUGUAAGAAUAUAGGUGUGGGGGAGAAGGUUCUCUAUGGUCUCUAUGGUAUAGUCGAGCACAGCGGCUCCAUGAGAGGAGGUCACUACACUGCCUACGUGAAAGUGCGAGUACCCUCCAGGAAGCUGUCCGAGUGCAUCACCGGAAGGAAGACUGCACCAGGUUUGAAAGAACCUGAUAGUGAAUUUGGAGGCCACUGGGUCCAUGUCAGCGACACUUACGUGCAGGUGGUUCCAGAAUCAAGAGCACUCAGUGCACAAGCUUAUCUCCUUUUUUAUGAGAGAAUAUUAUAAUAUCUGCUCAUUGUUAUUUAGUUCGUUUGUAUUUUAAUGCUGAAGUUGUAACCAUAAUAUGUAACGUGCCUUUGUAGUCUUUAGGAAUAGUGCACCCUUGCAGUGUUAUUUAACCUUUUCAACAUGUGGUGAAUCCUCUAGAGACAACUAAUUAACAUGACAGGCAGUGGUGGCGCAAGCCUUUAAUUCCAGCACUGGGGAGGCAGAGGCAGGCGGCUCUCUGUGAGUUUGAGGCCACCUAGGGCUAUUCAAUAAAACCUCGUCUUGGAAAAUUAAACAAAAAAUUCAUUAAUGCUUUCAAAUCUAUAUUCUUAAAUGUAAAAAACAUGUUUUAUGUUAAUUUUCAUGUCCAUGGAGAUUGCCACUCUCCACAUACACACACACACACAAACACACACGCACACACACACACGCACACGCACACACAAGUUGACAGUAGUAGAGCAAUCCCCUUUCCAGUGUGACUCCUCAUUGCAGACAUUCAGAGAUGAUGCUGAACUGGAUCUAUGAGACUAUUUCCUAGAUGCCACACAGCCUUCCCGGGGGAUGCAGUGUGUCCCAUGCUACACUGCUUACUUUUGGUUUUAGCUUUUACAAUCUUGGCCGUGUUUUGAAUCAUACUUCACAUUUUUAUGUGCUUGUUAUUUUUCUAAUAAACAUUGAUAUAUAAGCUUAUAACUAUGAAAGAAAAAUCGUCCAUCCUUGCACCACCCCACUUAAAAUCAUCUCAGGGCUUUGCAGUGGUGUGUGUGUUAGUCUAUGGGAAAAGUUUCUAGAACAGUCUGAACUAGUGCCUAAUGUAACAUAAUUAUUUUUUCAUAUUUUAUGUGACUCAGUAGUGUAAAAGGGAGCCAUUGUAAGUUUGGUAGUGUGAGUUUACAAGUAAUGAAUUGAUUCACUUAUUGCUCUGAAUAUUUGAAGGUAUUAGUUCAUAAACUAAUCAUUUGCAUUCUUUUAAAGAUAAUUUGCAAGUGAUUGGUUAAGGCCAAAAUAAAAAUAUAGAGAAUUGUAACACAUAGAACUGGCAAAUAGAAAUUGAUGGUCUAUAUAGGAACAUAGGAUACUUUAUAGUUUAAGGAUGCUUUGAACUAUAAACUACCAGAUUAUAUUUGUAAAUGGUAGAAAUCAUAUUCUUAUAAUUAACAGCAAAUAUAGUUCUUUUUUAUUUCUAUACAUUAGUAAAUAUUGAACAUGGUUUUGUCUUAUUUAAAAAUUCAAGUGGAUAGUUGGAGAUGUAGUUCAAUGGCCUGUGUAAGGCCCUGGUUCCAUCCCUAGCAACACAAACAAAAUACUUAGGUGGGCUUCGCUUUUACUUUAAUGGGGCCCAGAGCCGCUACUUCUGUUCCCCUUAAAUAAGUAGUAACACAGGAUAGUUUCUUCUUUUGGAAUUCAAAGGAUUGAACUGUGAAAACUUAGCAUGAAAAAUAUUACUACCAAGAUUUUAAAUAAUCAAUGAAGUGGUUCAUUGAUGCACAGUAUUGAAUCAGGAUGUAAGGGAACAGGUGCAAUGUCUUAGUCAUCAGUGCCUGUGUUUGAUUCUAUGGGCAAAUGUGAGGGAGAGAGGCUGUAAACUGUACAGGCCUUUAGCCAGGAUUGAACCUUCUUGACAUGUGUAACAUAAAGUCACCAAUGUUGCCUCUUGACAUGUGACUGGGAACUGAUUUGUCUAAUGGAGAGAUUUUAAAAUACCAUAGCACAAAUUCUAUUUUUAAGUUGUGGAGGAACUUCCAAUGGUAUUUUAAAAUUUUUUUAUUGAAGAUGGAGAAAUAUAUUUUAUCUAUAGAGCCCAGUUGUGUCCUCUAAAAAGAACUUUCCAGUGUCUGUUUCAUCAGACAUUCAGAGUUUAUUAAUCUAUUGAUAAAGAAGAAUCUAGCACCAAGAGUCUAGCACCAGAGCAAUGAGUUAGAAAAAUAAUUUAUUUGUUCAAGUUGGCCUCAGUCAUCGCAGUUGCCAACCCCCUGAAACAAAUGUAAACAGUCAACCUUUUUUUUCUUUCUCCUAGAAAAGAUACUAUUAAGAUGUAUACAAUCUAGGCAGGUUCCAGUACCUGGCAUAUGACAGUAUUUUAUCACCCUUUAAAAUAGACAAACCUGGCAAGUGGUGGUGGUGCAUGCCUUUAGAUUCAGCACUUGGGAGGCAGAGGCAGGUAGAUUUGAGUUCAAGUGUAGCCUGGUCCACAGAGUGAGUUCCAGGAAAGCCAAGGCUUCACAGAAAAACCCUGUCUCAAAAAACUUGAAGAAAAAAAAAAAAACCUAAAGUCUAUAUGAUUUUAUACAUUAUUCUAGUAGUGAUGUGCAAAUAAAAUGUUCAUUUAUUACCUAGUGCUGAGGAGAUUCUGAAAUGUAUUUUAUGACCUAAAGUUUGAGUGGUUUUUCUUGCCAUCUAAAAAUGGAGGGAAAUGGCUUGAUUUUGAUACCUAGGAAUUUCUUAUCAAGCUUAUGUAAUAGAUAAAAAUUACACAGGUCUACACUUAAAUUUUUGUUCUUCCUUUGAAGUUUUCCAAAGCACAUUUGUAGAAAUUUUAAAUUGUGAGGCUACUGUACUAACAAUAGUUUCCAGAUUACCUCAGGAAACAGUGCAAAUAAACAAGAAUGUUUACAGAUCAACAAAACUACUUAGUGUUUUGGCACAGUGAAUUUGAAAGGUAAAAGAGAGACUUUUUUUAUCUAGAAACUGGUUUACAGGGUACCUCUAUCCCCAAUUCUCCCCUGGCUUUCCUAUAUUUAAAAUGAUAAAAUUUUGAUGAUGUGCCAAUUAUGUGAAUGUUUAUGACAUAAACAAAUAUACAUCUAUAUUUAAGAUUUAUUGUUAAAUGUUUUAAAAAAUAAUAUGUAGACUGCUUAUUUAAGUGGCCAAGGAGAUGAUCAUUGUAUCAACUCAGAGUCAUAUAUCAACAGAGCUAUUUUGCCAUAUUUAAUAAUUCUUAGUUUGCAUGUGUGAUUAAUUAGUGAUUUUUUUGAAAUAGUUGAAUAAAAUUUCCUGAAGAUUUAGCGCAUCAAAUUUUUGUAGUACAAAAUCACAUCCUGCCUACUUUCAUGAACUUCAUACUCAGCUUAUUUUUCUGCAUGACAUCUUGUCAAAUAAACCUAAACCAAAUAUGUGCAAUAAAAUCAAGCUUUCAGAUAGCAUCCAUUGCAUUAUUAGAGAAAUGAUUUCUGUGUUAAAAUGCUUUUGUUCAUGUAGAAAUCAUCAAUUCAAAUGUAUUUAAAAGAUGGUUAUUUUCAGGUAUCAAUAAUAAAUUAAUAGUAUCAUUCCUUCUCUUAUCCAAUUUUACAGUAUUUUAAGAAUAUCUGUAUAACUUUAUGAGCAUUAUUUGGUCAUUGCUGUAUGUAUAAACAUCAUAAUAAAUAUUAAAUUCUUAUGUCAACAGAUCAGGCCUAGAGUUUCUGCAUUAUACAUUAUUGACAAAAUGUUAAUAAACAUUGUGUUCAUGUC
Molecule: messenger RNA, 5935 nt
Organism: Arvicanthis niloticus (Nile rat)
Lineage: Eukaryota; Metazoa; Chordata; Mammalia; Rodentia; Muridae
Source: RefSeq, a predicted model, not a curated record